UUUCUAUAAAUAUUGUCGUAAUAUAGUCCCAGACACGGGAAACAGUGAAAAAUCGCUCAAGAAAAUUUGAAUCGAUUGUCUUGCCCGCACCGGACUUCCGGCGACUCCAACACACGUUGUCUCUAGCCCGAGGGAAUAGAGAUCGACGCAGCGUUUCUUUCUUUUCUGAACAGGCGCAGUCCGAGAGAACUCGCAAAAGGAGUAAAAGGCUCCUACAUAACCUGUCACUACCAAUAUAUUGUAUGAGUCAGAAGGUAGAAAAACCAGUAUUAUCGGGUCAACGGAUCAAGACCAGAAAAAGAGAUGAGAAAGAGAAAUAUGACCCGAACGGGUUCCGCGACGCGCUCGUGCAGGGGCUCGAGCGCGCCGGCGGCGACCUGGACGCGGCGUACAAGUUCCUAGACGCCGCCGGCUCCAAGCUGGACUACCGACGCUAUGGAGAGGUCAUCUUCGACGUGCUCAUCGCCGGGGGCCUCCUGUUGCCCGGCGGUUCCGUGUCAAUGGAUGGGGAGUCCCCUAAGACUAACACCUGCAUAUUCGCCGCCAGUGAAGAUAUGGAGACGAUGCGCAACUUUGAACAGGUAUUUGUGAAGCUGAUGCGCCGAUACAAAUACCUGGAGAAGAUGUUCGAAGAAGAAAUGAAGAAGGUGCUCGUAUAUCUGAAAGGUUUCGAGCCGCAGCAGCGCAUCAAGCUAGCUCGAAUGACUGCCCUAUGGAUCGGUAACGGCUGCGUGCCGCCGGGCGUGCUGCUGGUGCUGGUGAACGAGCACUUGCUGAAGGACAACUUGGCUCUGGACUUCGUGCUGGAGGUAUUCGCCACCGUCAAGGCCGAGCGCGGCGUGGCCUCGCUCGUCACCGCGCUCAAGAAGGGCCAGCUAGAGGGCAGGCUGCUGGAGUUCCUGCCUUUGAACCGUCGCAGCGAGGACGUGCUGGCGGCGUCCUUCGAGUCGCGCGGCCUGGCCGAGCUGCUGCGCCUGCAUCGUGCGCAGGCCUCGCAGGAGGCGCGGCGGGAGCUGACGCAGGCGCUGCUGGACGAGCUGGCGGACGAGAAACCGGUGCGCGACCUUAUCCAGGAACUGCGCGACAUGGCGCUCAAGCACCACAUACCCGAGCACGAGGUCGUCGCCAUCAUCUGGCAGUGCGUGAUGUCGCGAGGCGAGUGGAAUAAGAAGGAGGAAUUGUUGGCGGAGCAGGCAGCGAAGCACCUGCGUCACUACACGCCGCUGCUGGCUGCGUUUGCGCAGAACGCUAAGGCUGAGAUCGCGCUGCUCUCUAAGGUGCAAGAGUACUGCUACGAGAACAUGUCAUUCAUGCGCGCCUUCAGCAAGCUGGUGCUGAUGCUGUACAAGACCAACGUGCUGUCCGAGGAGGUGAUCCUCAAGUGGUACCGCGACCCCAACUCGUCCAAGGGCAAGAUGAUGUUCCUCGACCAGAUGAAGAAGUUCGUCGAGUGGCUGCAGAGCGCCGAGGAGGAAUCCGAGAGUGGAGAAGACGAAGAUUAGAAUAAGCGCAGCGAGUGAGACUGACUACACCGCGCCGACAACAGUCGCUCGCGUCCCUACACAUCCCACCAGAGGGGUACCGCCCGCCUCAGCCGCGUCAGAACUAUCCCACUACCCGCGAGAGAGUUACUGUACACAUAAGCGAGCUAGAAUCGGCUCCAGUAUUUAUUAACGACAAAGCCGACCCGGAAAUGUUACACUUUUUCGGCUCCAGCGGCUCGUAAAAGCCGAACGGUGUUUUCAACAUGAUAAUAUUAGAUUUAAAUGUAAUACCGAUUAACGCCCGCUUAUGUGUGCAGUGAGUGAGACAGCAGUACCUCUGUGGCCUAACGAAUAUUCCCUAAACGUAAACUAACAUGUGCGUCAACUUAUCCUAGUAUAUUUAAUCAUAAAUAUGUUAUUUUUGAACGUCACCCGUAGUUGUGGAUUAGUCUUCGUUUGAGGAGUGCGUUUACGUUUUAGGAACGUUCUCUAGAUACAUUGUAAUAAAUAAUAAUAAUUAAUAAUAAUAUUGUUAUCUGCGUGCAAGAGAGCGACUCCCACGGGCGAUGUUUUCUACAACUGUAUAUUAUUCAUUUCUAAAAUAACAUGUUGAUGAAAUACAAUAUUUUUUAUUCAAUUUUUUUAGGAAAAUUCCAAUAAAUGGUGGUAACACGCAAA
This is a messenger RNA of Ostrinia nubilalis (European corn borer), 2162 nucleotides long. RefSeq names its product protein krasavietz (gene kra). Bases 243 to 1502 code for a protein of 419 amino acids. The transcript is spliced from 12 exons. Gene Ontology annotation, cellular component: cytoplasm; membrane. Gene Ontology annotation, molecular function: protein binding. Lineage: Eukaryota; Metazoa; Arthropoda; Insecta; Lepidoptera; Crambidae. The record is from RefSeq and is a predicted model, not a curated record.